AUGUCAAUAUUAAAAGACUUAUCUACUGACCAGCACGUAUCUCAAAUGUCAUUCCUACCAUCGUUGUCGACUUCAAUAAGUGAAGCUUCGAGACAAGAACAAGAAGAAAAUGAUCAUUAUUCGUUAGCAUCAUCAGACAAAACUACAACAUGCAUGGAUCCAUUGUCUUCAGUCGCUGCUAGCAACCAACAGCAACUACAAACACAAUUCGAAGGUCAUAUAACACCACCUAUCAGCAAUGUGUCUCAUUUGCAACCUAUCCUACACAAUGUUAUAUCAACGGUGAAUCUGUGUUGUCAAUUGGACUUGAAACGAAUUUCUCUGCAAGUUCGCAAUGCCGAAUAUAAUCCAAAACGAUUUGCUGCUGUUAUUAUGCGCAUUCGAAAGCCACGUACCACCGGCUUAAUCUUUGGUUCGGGUAAAAUGGUGUGCACAGGUGCUCGAAGUGAAGAAGAUUCAUUAGAAGCAGCCCGACGUUAUGCUCGAGUGAUGCAAAAACUUGCCUUUCCAGUCAAAUUUCGCGAUUUCAAAAUUCAAAAUAUGGUCGGCAGUGUUGACGUUAAAUUUCCUAUUCGAUUUCAGAAUAUCGAACGGAUUGCACUCGAACAUCAUCAAUUCUGCAGAUGA
Rotaria sordida is the source of this 627-nucleotide messenger RNA. Lineage: Eukaryota; Metazoa; Rotifera; Eurotatoria; Philodinida; Philodinidae. The record is from the annotation of a GenBank genome assembly.